Molecule: messenger RNA, 2658 nt
Organism: Physcomitrium patens
Lineage: Eukaryota; Viridiplantae; Streptophyta; Bryopsida; Funariales; Funariaceae
Molecular function (GO): identical protein binding
Source: RefSeq, a predicted model, not a curated record
GGCUGCCUGGAACUCGCACAACGCAGCAGCGCUGCCGAAAGCGGCACAACGCAGUAGCAGCAACACUUCAUCGCACCAAUUCAUAGCUCGCUCGUGCCUCACUGCACUCGCAAUCCCCCUUUCGCACUUGGGUUGUGCCGAGUCGCUCUCCAGGAUCAUUCAUCAUUUUGGGUUUAGGAGAACUUUCCAGAUUAGGUUUCUAAUCUUGCAUUUGAAAUUAGUGUCCGAGAAGUUGGGUUGGGUGAGGAUAGAAUGGUCGGGAGGAGGCCGGGGUUGUGAGAAGGCUCUUGUAAGCAGGAGGAAACGAGCUGGGUUUAGAUUUUGAAAUGCUUUUUCAUGUAGUAGUCGAUGUGAUUAUGGAGACUGGUGUGGUUAGUUGGAAUGAAGAGGUUUAGGGGAUAAGUUGGGGUUUAAGGUUGUUUGGGCUGGUGAGAGAAGCGGGUUGCAUAUGGCAGGGGUGCAGAGCGGAAGUGUUUGACAGAAGGAUGGUCAAUGCCGCAUUUUCGAUGGCCAAGGCCCUUGGAGUCUCGGUUUCUACUUCUAUUGCCCGAGAUGUCUUUGCCCAGCAAAGUCGUCAUGUUGGGGCGGAGCCUGGAAUAGCCGCUCAGAUACCAACUUGCUCCAGGCAUCAACCUUGUCCAACUACCAGCUUUUCUUCGAGCUCUGCGCAAGUUUCCAUCAUCAGAAAUACAUUUAACUCGCUAAAAUGGAAACUUGAAAAGAGGAAAACUCAAUCACGUCUGUCAUCAUCGAGCUUCUUUGUAGAGUUGCCUGAGAGAUUCAGUCGCAGAAGUAGCAGACAUUCUAGAAAGCUCAAGCAAACGAAUGCGAAAAAUAAAGAUGGUGGUUCAUUUCUCGAUAGCCGGUUGUUGUCAUCUGCACUCAUAGGUGCAGAUGGAAAACCUGGCAGUGCAGGUUACAGUAGGGUAGAAAUAGUUGAGGAUGACGAUGAUGGAACCAGUGACAGAAUGCUUGAAGAACAGUUCAAUCGUUUUGCGAUGGCCAUGGCUACGCAAGAUAGUCAAAUGGCACAGAAGAUUAUGCGAGAAAUGGGAGAUGCUGAAAACAGUGGUGCGAAGACCGGGACCUCAAACGAAUCCACUGAAUUACAUGAUCAGCUACAGGAAUUUUAUGGGCAAGUACUUAAAAUGAUAGAAGAAGGAGACGAGGGGACUGCCCGUGAGUUAAUUGAAGCCAAUUAUGAGGUUGUUGCAGAGCAACUCGAGUCUGGAUACCAUUGUUUGGAGCAAAUUGCCAUGCUGGACAUCUUGGCGCAGCUGCGUUUGUGCUUAGGCGAAUUUGAGGAAGCAGAGUAUUUGCUAGACCAGACCAAAGAUUUAAUGGAGAUUGUUGGAAUCGAUUCAAAGCAGCCCCUUAUUGACAGGAUACUGGAGCAUAUGGGAAGCAUGUACACAGCUUUAGGCAAGCCUGAUGAAGGACUUCCGUUUUAUCUCAAGAGUAUUGAAAUCCAAGAACAUUUACUAGGAGAAGAAAGUCCACUGAUAGUGAAGUCACUUUUGGGAUUAGCCACUACAUUAACGGACAUGGAUGAUACUAUCAGGGCUAUUGGAGUGUACAAAAGAGUCCUGAUGAUUGUAGAGAAAAACCGAGGACCUACCGAUGAAUCACUGGCGCUCCCGCUUUCACAUUUAGGACAUUGUCUAUUGGAAGAAGGCAGAGUGGAUGAAGCUGAGCUUGCUUUGCUUAGAGCCCUGAAGCUUGUGGAGAAAACAUUUGGAGCACAGGAUGGGAGAGUAGGGAUUGCGAAAUGUGCACUAGCUCGGGCUAAAGCUGCCAGAGGCGCGGUCGAUGAAUCUAUAUCCUUGUAUCGGGAGGGACUGCAAGUUAUGGAGGGAUGCACUAAGUUUAUGGAUGAUGAUCCAUCAUUAGAGACAGUGCGUACAGAUCUGGCUGAAUUGCUCAAUUUUUUAGAAAGGCAUGAUGAAGCUGAGGAGCUCUGGGAGAAAAACCUGCAUGCAAAAGAACGAGCUAUUGGUCCGAAUGAUUCCACAUUGGUGGUGCAUCUCCAGAAUUUGGCCACAUCAUAUGCUGUCUCUGGAAAAUAUGAGAAGUGCGUGCCUCUUCUGCGACGCAGUUUGAAGCUAACGACAGCGAACCUAGGCCCCAAUGCUCCGCAGGUCUCAGUGCCAUUGGAGUGCUUGGCAACCGCCUUGCACCAUACAGGUCGGCAGUAUGAAGCUGAGCCGCUUGCUCGCCAAGCACUUAACAUCCGUGAGGCUGCGUUUGGUUCGGAGAGUCCCAUUGUUGCGGAAGCAUGCAACUGCCUGGCGUCCAUCCUGCAUUCGAUGGGAAGGUUCGAGGAGGCUCUGACGUUAAUGAAACGAGUCUUAGCCAUCCAAGAGAAACAAAUAGGUCCCGACAGUCCAGAGCUUGCGCAAACUUUGCAGCUGAUGGUUAUGCUCUUAGAUAAGCUAGGAAGAAUAGGUGAUAUUGAACCACUUUACAAGAGGUUAACAAAGAUAAGCACUGAACACGGAGGAGACGAUGUAGAAGACGAUGACAUGCCCAGACGUAGCAUGUUUGGUGGCAUGUUUACAAGCUGAAAAUUGUGAAUUUGAUCUUCUUGGUUGUCUCAAUCUCAGUGUUAUGCUUAAUCAAAUUCUGUUAUAAAUGAAUUUGAAGUUCUUUUGGAAACCA